Messenger RNA from Acipenser ruthenus (sterlet), 4098 nucleotides. Its product is annotated as carbohydrate sulfotransferase 11-like. Gene Ontology annotation, biological process: carbohydrate biosynthetic process; proteoglycan biosynthetic process. The transcript has 4 exons. Bases 460 to 1482 code for a protein of 340 amino acids. Gene Ontology annotation, molecular function: sulfotransferase activity. Gene Ontology annotation, cellular component: membrane. Lineage: Eukaryota; Metazoa; Chordata; Actinopteri; Acipenseriformes; Acipenseridae. The record is from RefSeq and is a predicted model, not a curated record.
CCAAAAGCUGGGUGUCUUUAACAACUGUUCAGUGGAGCAGCUGCAAUACCGACAGCCACCUUGAGCCACUACUCGUGCAUUGAAUUCAAUGAGCACUUUAAUAUAAUAAACAGGGGAGAACGAUACCGUAGCUAAUACCUUGUUUCAAUCGCAAAUUUGGAUCCACAUUCUUUUGCAAGGGACUGAACUGUUAAUCACUGAAAACACGGCGACGUUUUAAAAAGUACAGCAUUGGACACAAGUGAAAGCAAACACAGGCGAACAAAAGAGUAACGCGUUUGUGGUAAUCACCGUUCUGUGGUCAGAUGGUACCUCCCCCUGGAUGAUUCAGUUAUAUUUCUACGUUUUGCUGCUGGUUGCUGAGUGGAAGAGAUUUAUGCAAAAACUAAACACAAAAAACCAAACCCGAGUUCGUAUGUUUCACCUCCCGGGACCUGUGAUCUGUAAGGCAGGAUCAGGAUGAGGAAGCCGAAAAUCUGCAGGCUGGUUUUGGCUACAUGUUUUGGGUCUUUUGUCCUUGUGAUUUUUUACUUCCAAAGUAACUCAAACCCAGCUGCAGAACAAGGGAAUUUUUGGAACGGCUGGCAAGGGAAAGCUGGGAGAAGUCCACUCCAGACCCUCUAUGACGGUGACCAGUUUGAGCUAUCGGCCGCCCAGGUGACCCACCAGGGCCGGCGAGACCUGCUGGACAGGACCUGCCAGGCUUACACCAGGAAAAGGCGAGUGCUGACCCCCGACGACCUCAAACACCUCAUCGUGGACGACCGCCAUGGGCUGCUGUAUUGCUACGUUCCCAAGGUGGCCUGCACCAACUGGAAGCGCGUCCUGAUGGUGCUGACAGGUGAUGGCAAGUACCGGGACCCCCUGAAAAUCCCCGCCAACGAGGCCCACGUCCCCUCGAACCUGCGCACGCUUUCAGAGUACAGCACCUCCGAGAUCAACCACAGGCUGAGGAACUACCUCAAAUUCGUGUUCGUCCGAGAGCCUUUUGAGCGGCUGGUUUCGGCCUACCGCAACAAGUUCACCCGGAAGUACAACACAGCCUUCCACAAGCGUUACGGGACCAAGAUUGUCAAGCGACACCGGCCGGACCCCAGCGACGAGGCUCUGGAGCACGGGGACGACGUGUCUUUUGAGGAGUUUGUGUACUACCUGGUGGAUCCCCACACCCAGCGUGAGGAGCCCUUCAAUGAGCACUGGGAGCAUGUACACUCGCUCUGCCACCCCUGCAUCAUCCACUAUGACGUGUUGGGCAAGUACGAGACUCUGGACGAGGACGCCCGCUACAUCCUGCAGCUGGCAGGGGUCAGCGAUAGAGUCCAGUUCCCUUCCUCCUCCAAGAGCACUAGAACUACGGACGACAUGACUGCACAGUUCUUCCACAAAAUCAGCCCCUUCUACCAGAAAAAACUCUAUAAUUUGUACAAAAUGGACUUCUUGUUGUUUAACUACUCCUUACCAACCUACUUGAACUUUCGAUGAGAAGCAUUGUCUUUUUUUAAUGUUUUAUUUUACCUAUUGAACGAUAGGUAUUUGUGGUGGUGGUGUUGAUGGCUGUGUAUGCUGAUGUUGAGGACUUGACAUGUCUUCCUCAGAAACUGGAAGUUUAAAAUAACUUGCAGGAUGUUAAGCCUCUAAAUAUACAUAAUAUUUGUGCAAUACAUCACAAACCUAUUCAUAUAGCAGUUCUGUUAAGCAAGUAAACGCACACAAAAUAGCCCAUGUAUAGUAUGCAUGUUUGAGGAGCAAUUAACCCAAAAACAGACAUUAGCAGAGUAAAGAUGAAGUAUUCCUAUUGUGUGCUAUCCCAGCACAUGUAGAACUUCAACAAAGGCUAUGCUUUUUUUUUCUUUAGGAUCUAUGUAUAACAUUGCACACAGAAUGCAAUACUGGAGGUUUAUGUAGCUCUGCUUUGCGAGUUUGCUGAUGGCCCCUAAUGUACAUAUUUAUUCAAGGCCUAUUUCCAUUCCAACAGGUUUAAUUUAUUACUAGAUAUAUACUCUAAAUUGCUCAUGAGCUUGAGUUGCAAAGACUUAUAAACUUUAGAUGCACUAUGUACAAUAGUGUAGCCAGCUGUGCUUCUGCGAGGGAGAAAGUAGAAGCAGUAGUUGGUUAUGAUGCAGAGACUGUUCAAGGCAUUUGUUUUCCUGCACCAAAUAUGGACUUUUUUUGGGAACCUUCAAACAGGUCAAAAUUCAAUUAGGUGCAUUACGGGAUGCUUCAUCAGCAGUUUAGUGAGGGUGAAUUUACAUACUGAGUAGCUUACCUACUUCAGAGGAGGUAAUAGAAUGAUUUUAGUGUUUCCAAGGAGACCAGCUUUUCUGUUUUAAUGUCUCUGUUAUACUGUGGCAAGUACAGUACUAGAUUUCUUUUUUUUUUUCUUUUACGUACCUUAAUGCUGGCAGGAUUUUUUUUUUUUUUAGCCCUUGCAGGAAUGUGGAACUAUACAUCAGCAGCAGACCUAGUCCUUAAAUAAUUGCCAGGAAGAUGUUGUAUUUUACUGUACAGUAUAUAUGUGCAAGUUAUGAAACAAAUGGAAAAGAUUACAACCUUCAAGACCCAUCUUGUUCCUAACGUUUCAUUUCUUAUAUUGAAUAACCUAUUGUGUGGUCCUGUGUGCUUCUCUCGUUGUUUCUGCUUAGACCAUUAUUUGACAUGCAUAGUAAAUAUUCCAGCUUCUGUAGGAGGAAGAAUAUUGGUGUUGCACACCAGGAGGAUGAAUAUUUGUGUUGCACACUAUUAUCCUUCCCCACCUCGCGUUGCCUUUUUAGAAGAUUUGUUUGCUGGAAUAGUUAGUAAGCAUGACAAUCUAACCCGAAACAGCUGCAGAGAAUCGGACUGAAUAAACCAGUAGGAGAUCAAACUAGUAAAAUGACAAUCUAGGAAAAUGUACCGUAGAUUAUGGUAGUGUCCUUUUUUCAUUUUUUUUUUAUCAGAUUUCAGUUGAGCUUGGUAUUGUUCAUAAACACGCUUACAUUGCUGUAUCUGGAUAGAGUGCUGUUUUCCAGACUGUUAGUGCAGAGUCAGUCAAUUUGAAAUGAGGAUUUUCGUGUGAUUACUUGUUUAAAGAUACAAGGUGUCUUUUGUGUAGAUUACUUCUUAAACUUUUUUUUCUGUUUUUUUUUUUUAGUAUUCAAAAGUCAAAGUGCACAGACAGCUAGUUUCAUUGUUGCUUUUUACUCAAUACGGUUGGUUCUAAAGAAUUGUGAAGAUUGUUUGUUACUGAAGAUUUAGCCCAUAGAUAUCUGUCUUCAAGAGGUUCCAGAUACAGUGACUCUCACUCGUCAAGUCAGUCUGGCCUUGGUGGUGAAUGAUGGAUCGGUGUGCAAUGGCCUUUAUACAUUUCAAUUAAUGAUAAAGUGUUCACUUUGGGGAAAAGAUGUGUGUGAUACAUUGUAGAUCCGGGACAUACAGAGAAAUACUUGUUCUAGACUUGAGUAAGCCAGAAAAUGUGCUUGGGCAGUUUCUGUUUUCGGCUGUUGAUUUGCAAUCAAAUUAUAGAGGGGCUUCUCACUCGGUCCUGUAGCUGCUGGUUUUCAUUCCAACCGAGCUCUCAUUUACUUAACUAGACCCUUAAUUGAACUGUUCAUUUGCUUAAUUAUACCCUUUUACUUGUUUUCAGCUCUUAAACAGUUGAAGUGCAACUGUUUAAGAGCAGAAAACAAGUAAAAAGGUCUAAUUAAGCAAAUGAUCAGUUUAUUUAAGGGUCUAGUUAAGUGAUUGAGAGCUUGGCUAGAAUGAAAAGCAGCAGCUACAGGGGGUCCCCAGGACCAAGUUUGAGAAGCCCUGAAUUACAGGGUGAUUCAUACAUUGAAAAAUAAGAAAUUUAACACAUUGUAUAACAUAUUCACUUUUAUUCAGCUAGUUCCAACAUCAUCACAUACUGUAGUGUUAAACCCUUUCCUUUGGAAUGCCGUGCCAUGUUACAGAUAGGGUUAUAUUUAUUGAACAAGAAUGCUGUGAAUUUAAAACGUUUCAGAAUGGGUGGUUUAAACAGCUGAAAAUUUAAAAUACUUAUAUUUUAUGUAUUAAGACGAGUGUAAAAAAAAAAAAAAAAAAAUGAAAAAGACAAUUUGACCUGUUUACAAACUGAGUCAA